GCACAGAACAAGUUUGCUGAGAGGCUUUGACCAACCAUGGAAUGAUCAGAAAAAGCAAGCCUUCACAAAACGAGACAAACGAUCGGCACAUCUAGCGAGUGAGCGAAAAAGAACAAACGAACGGACUUCAUGUGCAAGAAAACAGCAACAAUGACACAUCUGUUCUAUGCAAGUCGAAACAGGAGUAGGAACCACCACCGGUCAUCGUUGCUCAGGCUUUCAUAUAUUUCUCUAAUGGUUGCUGUCAUUAUCUUAUUCUUUGGUUGGUCUGAAGCAAAGGCCGGUGGAAAACCCACCGCUGUCUACGAGGAAGGAACCGACUUGAGAGGUUCGAGCACCGGCGGCAGCUAUAACAAUACCAAGAAUGGCGAAAACGAUGAUAACAACAGCGCCAAAGCCAAGGAAAACAAAGCCAACGAUGAGGAACGGAUGAAGAAAUUUCUCGAAGCCUUCGUUUUUGGGCAGAAAGAUACAGCAUUGUACGAGGGCAAGAACGAUUUGCCAUCGCAUCACCAAUUUCUCUCCAUGCUCCAGACCAGUGAGGAAAAUAAUGGUGGCGAUGGAUCAUCGCCGCACGAUCAUCGAACCAAUGAGACGAAUGUUUUCGUAAAAUUUUGGGAUGGACUCGCGGGUGCUCUAACAAAAGAAAUUAGUGGUGCCGAUGCCCCCUUUUUCCGCAACGAACAGAACGAAGAAGACAUUGACGAAGUACUGGCCAAAGUACUAGGAUUGGCCAAGCUUCUGGUUGAAGAAGAAGCAUCGGUAACAGCGGUGGAAUUUUCGAAGAAAAUGUGGGUGGCGCUCAAGCAGGUCGCCAGACAGCUUAGCGAUACCUUCGGAGAAGUCAUGAACCACCUAGAUGCUUACUUUCCCCUCGCUAUACCGUACUACGCUAUGCAGGAGGAUUCCAAGAAAAGCCCUAUGUGGAAACGCAAGAUGCACCGCUUUUAUCAAGGGGUCAAAAAGCCCAAGCUGAUCGAGCUUCACGAUGCGCUCUACCUGUCCCACCUGGCGUACGUCGACACGCGCAAUCAGUUCGAAGUUGGACUAAGGGCCUUCCAGAACAACACGUGGUUAUUGCUUUAUGGUAACACCCAGAGUCUGCCGGACAUACCUGCCAAUUUCAUGGUGAUUCAUAAGGAACUCGCUCCGCUAAAACAGAGAGAGAAAAAGGGGAACAAACUUGGCCGCGCUUUCCACUCUCUCGCAAAGAAGUCCUUUCUGAAAGGGGUAUUUGCGGGCUCUACCAAAUUGGUCAAGCAGCAGCUGACCUCGGAAGUGCUGGUCACGAUUGUCGUGCGAGGGACCAAGGAGGUCGCGGACGUGCUAUCCGAUGGAUUAUUGGAACCACGAUCCUAUCGGGAAGGUUUGGCCCACGGUGGGAUGCUAGUGAGCGGAACAAACUUGGCGGCGUACUAUCUACCGAAACUAGUCAAUCUCCACAACACUACCCGUACGUAAUGCGACACAGUGAAGUCCAGUACAUCGUAUGCACAGCUCGGAGCGUAGGACACGAGUUCUGCGUCGGUCUCAUUUCUUCUCUACCAAGCUGUCAGAAUGCAAUGUCAGACGAACUCACUAAACUUGGACAUCUCCCUCAUGAUUUUUUUCUUUUUGUUGAUGUGAUUGGCUUUUUGCGAUGUAAUUCGAUGGCUUGAAAUUCGAUUUGAUCCGAACGCACAAACACAACAAACAACACACAUCCACUCAUAGAACGCGACAAGGUUCGAGUUGUUCUUAUCGGACAUAGCCUGGGAGCUGGAACGGCUGCUAUCGCUGCGAUGGAGCUCAAGAAACACGAUUUCCUCGAGGUGGAGGCGGUAGGAUUCGGGUGCCCCUCUUUAUUGUCACACGAUCUGGCCGUUAGCACCAAGGACUACAUCACGACGGUGAUCAACGAUGCUGACAUUGUACCAAGAUUGUCGGGGCCCUCCAUGGCAAAUCUUAUGAUGGAUCUUAUCGAAUACGAUUGGACAGAGGAAAUUCUAGAAGACAUUCGGUUUUCGCUGCAACGGGCGAAGGAGGCGUUUCCUGACUUUCGCAGGCACCUGCUACCGGACACCGAAAAAGUGUUGCAAUGGUUUCGAGAGCACCUAAGAAAAAAUGUCAAGCCGAAGAAAUUCUAUGAAAACAGUACUGCUUCGAAUUCUGACGACGGCAGGCGACGAACGAGGCUGCCCAGUGUGUUGAGUCCCCCUGGUCGAUGCAUACACCUGUUUCGGGACGGGUACGGAGUCACGGGAACUUUUGUCCCUUGCGACAUUUUUUCUUCCGUAGAUUUUUCGGUGACGGCAAUCGACGAUCACAUGAUCCCCACUGGAUACGACCGGGCUUUGUUGGCAGCGGCGCAGGAUACCGACCGAGAUUAUACGGUGCGUAAUGGAGAUGGCGUACUGGGCAUACGACAUAUGUGUUCUAUCAAAUAUCUUGCCCUAUUCCUUCUAAAACAUGUGAUCAUUCCCCAUUGAUUCGUAACAUACAAAACAUGGCCAUGUAUCUGACAACCUCAACUAUUUUCCCGUUUCUUUUGUUUCGCGUUAGUUUCGCUUUGCAAAUGAUAUCAAUUCAAUCGUUGGGGUGUAGACAUGGCUCAAUCAGAGAAGGUGAUAAGGGAGUACAAUAGAGACAAAAAGGGGUUCACCGGAGUCAAAGAGAAGUCAACAAAAUACUAGAGCAAUCUGAUAUUCGCAGUUGUUUAAUCGUUUGCAAUAGUGUACUACUUCAUUCGUGGCGAGAUGGCCCUUGGUACGACCGUCAGUAAGAUAGGGCAAUGAAUGGAAAAAAGUGCAUGCCUUCUUCUCCCAAUGCCAAAUUGACUUCAUCGAUGGUAUGGAUCAAUUUUGCUACAACCAGCCUUGGCGGAAACGUCUCGGCAGAGCCGUGUCUAGGAAAUUCCAUGGCUGAACAUUACUCUGUGCGCGCAGGGCAUUUGAAUAGAGCACCCGGAGAAUCCCAAGCAUAGUAUUGCAUGUUGUAGUAUUCCUUCCAUUCAAAGAACGGUUUUCAAAUGGAAGAAAGACUGUUAUUUUGUUUGCGGUCCAGCCGUUUCAACAGCACAACGCGUUUCAUUUGCGAGAAAAAUAAGGAUCCACAGUCCUU
Molecule: messenger RNA, 3099 nt
Organism: Pseudo-nitzschia multistriata
Lineage: Eukaryota; Bacillariophyta; Bacillariophyceae; Bacillariales; Bacillariaceae
Source: the annotation of a GenBank genome assembly